Leishmania mexicana MHOM/GT/2001/U1103 is the source of this 4698-nucleotide messenger RNA. RefSeq lists its product as hypothetical. The transcript has a single exon. The coding region runs from base 1 to 4698 and encodes 1565 amino acids. Gene Ontology annotation, molecular function: protein binding. The record is from RefSeq and is a predicted model, not a curated record. NCBI's taxonomy places the organism in Eukaryota, Euglenozoa, Kinetoplastea, Trypanosomatida, Trypanosomatidae.
AUGCGCGCUUUCCAAGUGCCCCCGCUCGGGGAAGAUGGCCAACUGUUAGAAGCACCAUCAAGCGAACACCCAGGCAGCGGAACCGCUGACGGUGUUGUAGCGCUACCGAAGACGCACCACUCGGCAAAUGAACUGUCCAAUAUCGUUGCGGACCUCCACCGCAACUCACAUUCAGCGCAUCCGCCCGGCCAACACGGCACAGGUGACACCACUGGCGCGCAUUCACCCGAAGAGGGUAAGCAACAGAUGCACCUGCGUGCUCCUGCUGCUCCGCUUUCCUCAUCGAGGCUAGCCUUGCGGAGCUUGUCUCAGGAGGAGUUCAUCCACGCCAUCCAGAGCGCAGUGCCGUCUGCCACUCUGCCCGAGAUCCAGGCGCUGCUGAGCAAGACGAUCUCCGAGACGCAGGACACCGUCUCUUGGAAUGAACUGACCGCGUUUCUGGUGAGCCGCUCGCGACAGAAGGCCGACCUAGCCCUCGAGAACCAGCGCUUCGUCCUUGGCGACCCGCCAUGUGGGAUGCGCUUCGAUGACCAGCACAGCAGCUCCAUCACCUGCGUCGCGGUGGAGCCGGUGCGCCGUCUCCUCGUAACGGGCUGCAGUGCGGGCUCUGUGCGGGCCUGGAGCAGCGGCAGUGACCUUGCCUACCGAGGCCUACUGCUGCAGGUGGACAAGUGGAUUGUGGGGCUGCACUGGGGGUGCAAUAAGCGUGUUCUCUACGUCGUCACCAUGGAUCGCUGGGUUUAUAUCCUGGACGGAGCCACGUUCGAGGUGCUCCGCGUCUACCACGGCCGUGGCAUCACCCAGUCCUCGGUCAGCAUGACGUACGCGAACGAGACGAUCGACACUGUGCACGUCGGCGGGGUGGCACCAUCGAAACUCACCGCAUCGAGUGCUCGCCGCUACGGCAGCGCGCGCUUCAUCCCACAGGGCAUCGGGUCCCCGGAUACAUCGAGGACCCCGCCGUCGUCGCGUCCCCUCACUAGCCGCGCCGGCUCGCGGGAGUCGCAUGAGGAGCGCACGCGGCGUCUGCUCUUCUCUGCCAUGCACGUGUGCCGCGCCGUGCGUCCCACGAGCAAAGAGACGGAGGCCGCUGAGCACCCACACCGCAACGGGUCAGCACAGCCUGGGGAUACCACCGCGGCAGCGGGUGCGAGCGCGUCACCGGCGUCCCCGUCAUACACAGAGGUGUCAUCUCCUUUGCCUACAGCCACUCUGACGACGAUGUACUCCCUCACAACCGCCGAGGCAGCUGAGGUGCUGCACCAGAACAACACCCCACUAACCGGGGCUGGCAGAGGCCCCUAUGUUCACCAGCAACUGGCGGAGUGCGUUCUCACCGCCUUGAUCGACCCUGUGACGGCGACGAUGUUUCACGAAUCUACUUUCCAAGAGGAUGUGCUGAUGCUGGGCACGAGCGCUGGUGACGUCUUUUUCUUUCAGCUUGCCCAGCAUCACCACCUCAACGCAAAUCGGGUGCUCGUGGCGCGGCACGUCUUCCGCCAGCUGCACCGCGGCCGCGUCACAAAACUGGAUCUUCUGUUGCCUCUGCAUGCCCUAGUCAGCUCCGGCGACGACGGACACGUCCGCGUCAUGUCUCUCGUAACUGGAGAGCCAUUUCGGUCCUUCUACGCGGCUGACCUCCCCGGGCAGCACGCGAGCGUAACCGACUUCCACCUGCACCCGCAGCUGAAGAUGUUGCUGACUGUCGGCCCAGAGCGGCGUGCUCUCGUGUGGGAAUGGACGCAGCCGUCUCCCAUCGCACUGCUCGACCCAGCCAACAGCCCAUGCUGUGGCGGCGCCUUCAUUGGUGAUCGAGUGCUGACGAUUAGCCGCGAUGGGGUGCUGCACGUCUACGACUGCAAAGGGUUUCACCUCCAGCAGCAAGUCUCCUUGGCCACGGCCGGCUCCCUCGAUCGCUUCGGCAGCGCUGUCGGGGCCAGCCACUCCACCAUCUCGAAGAUGCACGUGGACGAGGCGCGGCAGCGGGUGCUGUGCUUUGGGCACUUCCCCUUUUGCUUGCGCGUGAAGUGGCAGGUCUCCUCUGGCUUUCCGGAGCGCUACCGAGGUCACCACGUGCCGAUUCUCAAGACGCUGUCCUCGCGUGCCUUUCGGCAGGUGGUGACGGUGGGCACAGACGGCGUCGUCAUGACGUGGACUCCUCGGACAGGGACGAACGAGUUUUCCUUUCCACUCUCGAACUUCUCGAACACGGCAACAGCGUCAGUCCCGCUUCGACCGACAGCUGUCUCCAUGGACCUCUUACAGCGCCGCCUACUCACGGGCUUUGCUGACGGGGUCAUGGUUGUAUGGAACAUCCUGAACGGUCAAGUCGAGCGCGUCUUAACAGCUGCCGCUCCAGCAGCGUUACCGUCGCCUUCGUCCUCGCUGACGACUUCGAGGGGCACAGCGAGGACGAGAGCGAAGCCGAUGUCCGGCCGUGGUAGGUCUGCCGCCACCGCCUCUGUGGAGCGAGCUGCGGCGACGGCGACAGCGGUGGCGCUGACAUCACCGAGCCGCGAUGUCACCGCAGUUGGCUCGCUUCUGCGCCACCGCUCCAUUUCGUACGUCUUCGUCCUCGGCUCGCGCAUGUACGUGGACGCGGCGGUGGAAAGCUCUGGUGCCGCAGAGCGGCGCAGCGGUCUUCAACUCGGCGAAUACUCUACCACCUCGGCGUCAUCGUGGACGGUGCCGAGUGCAUUUGGCGAUGUGACAACGCUAGUGCAGCUAGGGAUGCAGCUUAUUGGGUGCGCGACCACCUCUGGAGCAAUUCUGGUGUACAACGUGCUCUUCGAUCGGCAGGAAGGUGCCCCGCUGUGGGUGCACGAGUCUCUGCUAUCCCCGACGUGGGCCGCCGGCGGCACUCUCUCUCCGACAUCAACGGUAAACACCGCAUACGAUUUCGCCAGCGUUGGAGGUCCGAGUACAUUACUGUGGAGAAACGGCACCGUGUCGGCUGCCGGCCGGCGGAUGAGCGGCAGCGGCGUGCUUGCCGGAACGCAAGGUCGGCGCGCCGUCCCUGGCCCCGCCACGCUCUUCCUCGAGUCCCUUGUGAACAGAGCCGGGGCUGCUGGAGCGGCCCAGGCUGCCGGUGCUGACCCGGCGGCCGCGGCGGCAGCGACGACAGGCGCAGUUGUCUCGCGCGCAAGCUGCCUCAUGACGCUGCCGGCUGUCCACCCCCGGCUGCUGUUCGUGGGACAGGAGGACGGCACCGUGUCGUUCUGGCACACGCUGCGUCGCGUUUGCCUGGGUGCCGUGAGUUUGACAGCUGCGGCUGGUGUCGAGGAUGGGAGGCAAGGGGAGGGCACGGAGUGGGGUGGAGGCGAGACGGUGGUGGACAUGGACAUGGAGGAGACAGACGGGCAAACGCUCGUGUUCGGCGACGGUGAGGGUAAGGUUCACGUAUGCCGUUUGAAGUGGAAGCUGCUGGUGGACUUGCGCGAGCAGACGGCUGCUCUCGCGAUGCCCAAUCUGGCCUUGUACUGCCGGACGCCAACGCCAGCGAAGGAGAAACUUCCCGCGGUUGCAGCUUUGACAGCGAGCUCAGCAGAGGAUGCGACGGCCUCCGAACGGGCGCUGCCGGUGCUGCAAGAACUGGAGCGCGUGCACGUGUUUUCAAGUGGGCUCAAGCUGUCCGGCAUUUGUCUUGUCCACGCAGACGAGGAGACCGCGGUCGUCCGUCCCGCCGCGCCGCUGCCCAAGACGAAGACUAGCGCCGAAGAUGUCGGCACGACACCGGAAGAGGGCGGGAGCAGAGACGCACCCCGUUCCUCGCUGGGGAUGCACAAGUAUACGGACAGGCCUCGUCUGCUCAUCAUCUGCACUGGCAUCGAUCACUUUGUGCGUGUCUUCACGUUGGCAGGCGUCCCCAUUGGAGAGCUCGGAAUGGACGAAUGGGACACGACGCGGCCGUCGACCUUUCGCUUCAUUGGCGAACCGACCGUCCCGCCUGCCGUACCGCUGCCGUGCUCGCUUGCCGGCAACUUCACUUGGCAGCAAGACGGACACGACAAGAUCAAGGGGAGCGGCUGCUACCACGAUUACUUGGCCGACCUUUACGCGACGCACCAUGCACGACCUGCGAUGGUGGCCGGGCCUAUCAAGGGGCUUGCAUGCAAUGGCAACAUGCCGUUCGGUUGCAUCGCAACGUCACGGCGAACGAUGGGUGGAACCGUCUACCUCGGCUGCCCCGGCAGCUCCCCGUCCCGCGCCGCCGUCAAGACGUCGUUGGUGGCCCGUCCGUCACCUGCUCUCGACGCCCCACACUCGGUGGAUAGGGUCGGGCGCGCCGUGGGAGUGGACACGCGGCAGAGCCACGGACACUCAAAACUUGUCGCUUUCACGAAGAGCGCCGAAACGGGCACGAGGGCAAAACCCGAGCUCUUCGCCGAGGACGGUUGCAGCCUUCCCCCGUCUCGCCUGAGCCCCGCCAACCAAGGCUUCCACGCACGCCUCCGGCGAAACACACGGUACUUGUGCGAGAAAGACCGACUCACUCGCGGACUGCUAAAGCACUCGUAUGUACGCCAGCUCCAGCAACUCCACCGCCAGGGGCACGCAUCGUCGUCGUCGUCGUCGUCCCACCAGCCGCCGGCAGUGCUACCCGAGCUGCCUGCCAUCCCGUCCAGUACCCCCGCGACACCAUCUGCUGCAGCCAGCGUGCACAGCGAAUCCGCUGGACAAAGCAAGGCUGCAGAGUAG